UUCUCAUCUAUUCUUUCUUACAAUUCACAAUUCAACCAAUACCAUCUAUUUUCUUCUUUCUGCAACAUUGGAUGUGGGGAGGAGUGAUCAAUACUUCAUCAAGCUUUUGUUGUUGGUGCAAAAGAAGUGAUGGAGAGUCCUCAAUAUUAUGCACCGCCCCAAAUUAUGGACUCCUCGUCUCGGCCGUCUCUAGGAUUUCCUCUAGGGACUGCCCUUCUCCUUCUUGUCAUUUUCAGCUUGAGUGGUGUAUUUUCUUGCUGCUAUCACUGGGACAAAAUCCGUUCUCUCCGACGUCGAUCUCUAGCCGAUGUCGAAGCCGGAGACGACGAUCCUUCAUCCUUGAAACCCAAACGCACACACAUGUGUGAGAAGCAGAACCAAUACCAAAGCAUGCCUGCAGUGUUGAUGCCAGGUGAUCAAGUUCCAAAAUUCAUAGCAAUGCCUUGUCCGUGUCAGCCUCCCAUACCGGAAAAGAUUGUGGUAGAAGAGCAGAAGCCACCGCAGCCGCUGCCUCCCAAGCCAGUUCGUAUGGUAGUGGGAUUACCUUUGUAUUAGUUAAAAGGGCACGUUACCAACCUGGGUUAACAAUGCAGUGAUGUGACUGCUUCGUCUCGGGUUUGAGCCCGGGUAUGGAGUUUGUUCGGAGCACCAUCCUCAAAUGCAGUGCGCACUUAAUUAGAUCUCCGCAGACAUUAAACACAGCUGGAACAAAGAAAAAAGUAAAAAGGGCACGUUGCUGUAUGUACACAUACAUAGAGCUGAGUAUAUAAAUUGAAUUUUAUUUCAACC
Solanum dulcamara is the source of this 789-nucleotide messenger RNA. RefSeq lists its product as uncharacterized. The record is from RefSeq and is a predicted model, not a curated record. The transcript is spliced from 2 exons. Bases 130 to 555 code for a protein of 141 amino acids. Lineage: Eukaryota; Viridiplantae; Streptophyta; Magnoliopsida; Solanales; Solanaceae.